CGUCUAUGAAAAUUACAAGUACUAGUACAUCCACGCACGCAGGGCGGUCUUGCGACACCACCGAUUGUUCGGCUUGCACUGACACCACCGGAGGCUGAGAGCCCGCCAACGGCGAAGGAGAGUUGCACCGGCGCGUCGCUGAUGCUGGGAGAGGCCGCCUCACCGUGGAGCCUGGCCGGCGCGGGCGCGGCCGUGGCGCUGCUGUGGCUGUGCGCCUGGACGCUGCAGUGGGCGUGGUGGACGCCGCGGCGGCUGGAGCGGGCCCUGCGGGCGCAGGGCCUCCGGGGCACCAGGUACCGCCUCUUCAUCGGCGACGUGGCCGAGAACGGCCGGCUCAACAGAGAGGCCGCGUCAAGGCCGCUGCCGCUCGGCUCGCACGACGUCGUCCCGCGCGUCAUGCCCUUCUUCUGCAACGUCCUGAAAGAGCACGGGAAACUGUCGUUCGUUUGGACUGGCCCAAAGCCAUUCGUGAUUAUCAGAGACCCUGACUUAGCGAGGGAGAUUUUGUCCAACAAGUCUGGCAAUUUCGCCAAGCAAACGACCGCGGGUAUUGCUAAGUUCGUAGUUGGCGGAGUUGUAACGUAUGAAGGUGAGAAAUGGGCAAAACAUCGGAGAAUUCUCAACCCUGCCUUCCACCAGGAGAAAAUAAAGCGGAUGCUGCCAGUGUUUUUAGCAUGUUGCACCAAAAUGAUCACUAGAUGGGUGAAUUCAAUGUCUUCAGAAGGAAUAUCUGAGUUAGACGUUUGGGAUGAAUUUCAAAAUCUUACUGGAGAUGUCAUCUCAAGAACGGCAUUUGGGAGCAGCUACCAGGAGGGGUGGAGAAUUUUUCAGUUACAAGAAGAGCAAGCUAAACGCGUACUUAAAGCUUUUCAGAGAAUCUUUAUCCCAGGCUACUGGUACUUACCAAUCGAAAACAACAGAAGGAUCAGGGAAAUUGAUCAAGAAAUCCGCACAAUUCUGCGAGGAAUAAUAGUAAAAAGAGACAAGGCAGUUAGAAAUGGUGAAGGUAGCAAUGAUGAUUUGUUGGGAUUAUUGGUGGAAUCGAAUAUGAGGCAAUCAAAUGAAAAAGAAGAUGUGGGAAUGAGUAUAGAAGAUAUGAUUGAGGAAUGCAAGUUAUUUUACGCUGCUGGUUCGGAGACAACAUCAAUGUUGCUCACUUGGACUUUAAUUCUGCUAAGCAUGCACCCUGAAUGGCAAGAGCAGGCAAGAGAGGAAGUGAUGCACCAUUUUGGAAGAACCACACCAGAUCAUGAUGGCUUGAGUCGUCUAAAGAUUGUAACGAUGAUUCUCCACGAGGUUCUUAGGUUGUACCCACCGGUGGUAUUCCUCCAAAGAACAACACACAAGGAAAUAGAGCUUGGUGGCAUCAAAUACCCUGAAGGAGUGAACUUCACAUUGCCUGUUCUAUCCAUUCACCACGAUCCUAGCAUCUGGGGACAAGAUGCAAUCAAAUUCAACCCGGAAAGGUUCGCCAACGGAGUCUCCAAGGCAACGAAGUUUCAGACCGCGUUCUUUUCGUUUGCAUGGGGUCCUCGGAUCUGCCUUGGCCAGAGCUUUGCAAUUCUGGAAGCCAAGAUGGCGCUCGCCACCAUCCUCCAGAGCUUCUCCUUCGAGCUCUCGCCGUCAUACACCCACGCACCACACACCGUGCUAACUCUCCAACCACAGUACGGUUCUCCAAUUAAAUUGAAGAAGCUCUAGUGAUCUCGGUCGAGGAGAACAUAAAGCUACCCCGUACAUGCUGAAAUCUAAAUCUAUAUGAAUAAAUUUCAUAAAACUACAUGUAUUUUAAUCAAAUUAUCACAAACUAUAGAUUUAACACAAUAUUUAUUAGAGAACUACAAAUUUAGGGCCAAGUACAAAACUAUAGAUUUAAUACUAGAGUUAUCACAAAACUACAGGUUUUAUAGUUUAAAUCUCUGCCACUAAUGUUACGUUAGAGUUAUAAAUGUUGCAAGUUUUGUACUUAACAUGGUGCCAACAAUGUAGUUUUGUGAUAAUUUUAUUACUAAAUAUGUACUCCCUCCAUCCUAAAAUAAGCGCACCCAUGAGUUUUUUGUGUCUAACUUUGAUCGCCCGUAUUUUUUUUAUGAUCAGUACUUUUAUUGUUAUUAUAUUAUAAAACAUGAAUGGUACUUGUCGACUUUUUUGAGGUCU
This is a messenger RNA of Oryza sativa Japonica Group (Japanese rice), 2157 nucleotides long. Its product is annotated as cytochrome P450 CYP72A616. Gene Ontology annotation, molecular function: iron ion binding; heme binding; oxidoreductase activity, acting on paired donors, with incorporation or reduction of molecular oxygen. NCBI's taxonomy places the organism in Eukaryota, Viridiplantae, Streptophyta, Magnoliopsida, Poales, Poaceae. The record is from RefSeq and is a predicted model, not a curated record.